AUGCUUUCAACAUUCUCAAAAGAUUUCGAAGCAUGGAAAGAGGGGCUCGUACUCGGUGCUUUCAUAUGCGGAGAUGAAAUGAAAUUAAGUAACAGCGCUCAAAAAUUUAACGAAAUCACUGGUUGUAAAUUAAGUGAUUUUUUAAGUGACUUGAGUACGCCUAUGAAACUUGGAAAUUCGGUUACGUUCACAAAUUUAGACCCUGAAUACUUUAACGUUUGCGUUGUGAGCGUGGGAAAAGAAGAAGUCGGCUACAACAGAAUCGAAGAACUCGACGAAUGUAAAGAAAAUGUAAGAAUCGCCGCGGGUACGGGUGCCAGAAGACUAAGAGAAACGGGAGUCACCUGCAUCAAUUUCGAUGGUAUGGGUCAUCCGGAAUCAGCUGCCGAAGGAGCUCAACUUGCUGUGUGGAGAUAUCAAGAUUUUAAAUGUAAAGAUGAUCAAUUAAAAAUAGCCAUUGUCGACUUGUACGGAGAUGAUGAUAAGGAGGCGUGGACAAGAGGUAUUUUUAAAGCUGAAGCACAAAACAUAGCAAGAAAAAUGGCUGAUUGUCCUCCAAAUUGUAUGACUCCAGCAGUUUUUGCUCAAACUGUUAUCGAUCUAUUAUGUCCUUGUGGUGUACAAAUUGAGGUAAGAGAUAAAGAUUGGUUGGAGACGAAAAAAAUGAAUGCCAUAUUGUCAGUUGCUAGAGGAUCCUGCGAACCUCCCGUGUUUUUGGAACUUGGUUAUUGUGGUGGAUCUCUUGACGAAAAACCGAUACUUUUGAUCGGUAAGGGUCUCACAUUCGACAGCGGUGGCUUGUGUUUAAAUGCUCCUCGCGGAAUGGAUGAAAUGAGAGCUGACAUGGCUGGAGCUUCGGUUAUAGUCGGUGUUAUAAAAGCAGCUGCUUCCAUGAGUUUACCGCUUAAUAUCAGAGGUCUAAUUCCACUUUGCGAAAACAUGCCAAGUGGUAUGGCAUUGAAACCCGGAGACGUUAUUCACUCGAUGGCUGGUAAAACCAUAUUAGUGCAAGAUACCGGUCACGAGGGUAGACUUUGCAUCGCGGACGCCAUGACGUACGGUCAAAUAGAAUACAAACCGAGAAUGAUGAUAGAUAUAGCGACCCUUACGACGGGAAUGAAAAAAGCAUUGGGAGCCGGUGCGACGGGUGUUUUUUCAAACGACGAAGACAUAUGGAAAGAACUUCAAAAAGCCGGAAGCAUAACCGGAGACAGAGUUUGGAGAUUUCCAUUGUGGCAACAUUUCACGGAUAAAGUCGUUAAUUUUCCCGAGGUUGAUUUACACAACGUUGGUUUGGGAGUCGGAGGUGGUCCCUGUUUGGGAGCUGCAUUCUUACAAGAAUUCGUUUGCGUUGAUUGGUUACAUUUAGACAUUGCCGGUACCGGUAUGCUAUCACACGGUGAAGAAAUCCCUUAUCUACCAAAAGGAAGAAUGACGGGAAGACCGACGAGAACGAUAAUACAAUUUCUAUAUCAGAUAGCUUGCCUCGGAAAAGGAAGAAAAUAUGGUAGAAAUAAUAAAAAAAAUGAUUUUACGUUCAUGGUAGCACGUAGCUCACACGCAAGUUCUUCGUGA
Messenger RNA from Pediculus humanus corporis (human body louse), 1575 nucleotides. RefSeq names its product Cytosol aminopeptidase, putative. Gene Ontology annotation, molecular function: manganese ion binding; metalloaminopeptidase activity. Gene Ontology annotation, biological process: proteolysis. Gene Ontology annotation, cellular component: cytoplasm. The record is from RefSeq and is a predicted model, not a curated record. NCBI's taxonomy places the organism in Eukaryota, Metazoa, Arthropoda, Insecta, Psocodea, Pediculidae. The transcript is spliced from 7 exons. The coding region runs from base 1 to 1575 and encodes 524 amino acids.